Molecule: messenger RNA, 764 nt
Organism: Aphanomyces astaci
Lineage: Eukaryota; Oomycota; Saprolegniomycetes; Saprolegniales; Verrucalvaceae
Exons: 1
Coding region: 188-628 (146 amino acids)
Source: RefSeq, a predicted model, not a curated record
CGAUUAUAUAUAUAUUCCUAGGACUACUGCCUAAGCGUAUGCGUCUGAGCGAUCUGAAAACACAAAGAGGUCGCGGUGGAGGCUAGUGCUAGGAGUAGGCUUGGAGUUGUAAAAUGCAUCGAACCCUCUUACGGCAAACCCCAUGACGAAUGAGAUGGCUAUGCCACUCAUGUAGGUAAAGGUCUUCAUGAGGCCCAAGAUGCGGAUAUGGGCAGAGGGGUCUAGCACUCCCACGACAAAGAGAGGGUCGAUGACCAAGUACGGGGUGUUCAGGACAAACAAAAACAGCACAAUCCACGACACUGCUUUGGGGAGCCCUGUGAAUUGCAGUCGAUGCCGGCGAAGUUUGAGCCAGAGGGCGACCAGGGCGGGGUACCCCACGGCAACGCACCGCAAACUCCAUGUGAACCACGAGAGUCUGGCUAGCACGACGCCCGCCACCGGUUCGGCUUCGGUGGCAUCGACGACGUCCAACCCAGUGACUGUAGCGCCGCUGCGAUCGAGCACGACCAACGACACGAGAAACAUCAUCGAGAGGACACCAAUCACCGACAUGUAUGCAACAAGACACACACGAUGGCUCCGCUCGGUGGUCCGCGGCGUCAAGGCGCGCCGCUGGCACUCGUAGGCGGCGGCGAUGAGCCACAUCGAAAUCGCGUUGAAGAACGUCUCGGUGAGGAAUGUCAUGUGCCGAAUGGUGUCGUGCUCGAGGGUGUCGAGGCUGUUGUUGAGAAAGACGACGACGGUCCGCACGAGGGUGGUGG